This is a messenger RNA of Podarcis lilfordi (Lilford's wall lizard), 522 nucleotides long. The record is from the annotation of a GenBank genome assembly. Lineage: Eukaryota; Metazoa; Chordata; Lepidosauria; Squamata; Lacertidae.
AUGAGGAGGGCAGCUAGGAAGCCUACUAACUUGGCUAAAGUGGCUGAGGUGGUCCAGAAAUCAGAUGAGUCACCAGGGGUUUAUUUGGAGCGUCUGAAGGAAGCCUACCGGCAGUUUACCCCUCUGGACCCAGACGAUCCUGCCAAUGCUCCGGUUGUUAAGGCAGCCUUUGUGGCCCAAGCCACUCCCGAUAUUCGCAGAAAAAUUCCAAAACGCGACGGGUUUCGCGGACAUGGGCUGGAGUGGAUGUUAGAGGUGGCACAAACCACGUAUAACCAGAGAGAUGAGGUAGCCCAGAAGAAGAAAGAAAAUUACCAGGCUAAGAAACUCAUGGCUCUGCGCGCCAGCAACAGCGGCACGGGGGAACCUGCCCGGGGGGAGGGCGCGGCCGCCUGGGACGCAACCAGUGCGCCAUCUGCCGCCAAGAGGGCCACUGGAAGAACGAAUGCCCUCAGGGAAGAACUGGAGGCAGGGGAGGCCGGAUUCCUGGCACCAUCCCCAUGGGAGAUGGCACUGACUUAA